UUCUUGAUCGGAGGUGGGCGUGGCUUCCAGGCGCAGUCUCAGUUAACUGCAGAGCUCAACGCGGAAGACAACAAGAAGCUCCGGGUUUCUAAGUGACGUCGAACAAGCAGAGGCAAGUUACUCAGGAUUCUAUUGUGACACCUGAUGUGUGUUUGUCAUUAGGCUCUACACCAAAACCAUGUGGCCAAAUCAAGGUCCUCCCCAUUCAGUGCCUCCACCAAACCCAGCCUUUGCCCCUGGCUACAACCCUGCAUAUCCUCCUGUGCCUCCAGCAGGAGUCUUUCCUCCACAACCAGUAUACCCAGCUGGUCAGUACCCAGCUGGUCAGUACCCAGCUGGUCAGUACCCAGCUGGUCAGUACCCAGCUGGUCAGUACCCAGCUGGUCAGUACCCAGCUGGUGGGAAUGUCGCCAUGGGACCACAUGGAGCUCCAGGAAUGAUGCCAUAUGGAGCACCUGGAGCUCACCCGUAUCCCAUGGCUCCAGGUGGAGUUCCAGGAGUCCCACAUGCUGGUGUUCAUCCAGGUCACUACCCACACUCUCCAAAAGGGGGGCACCACAAAGGGGGGCACCACAAAGGGCAUCAUCAUGGAGGAGCCAUGCCAAUGGGUGGAGUAGUAGCGGGUGGGGUUGCAGGAAUGGGAAUUGGGCUGGUUGGACAUAAAGCCAAUAAGAAGAUGAAGAAAAAGAUGAAGAAGGCUCAUAAACAAAAGCAUGGACACAAACAUGGCAAGUCCUCCAGCAGCAGCAGCAGCAGCAGCAGCAGUAGCAGUGACUAAGCACGAAGGCUUUCAACUCCACACCCAGCAUCUAAGAAAAGUCUUCCAGAAGUGCAAAUGAUCUAUAACCAAUACACGUAAAAGAGAUAUGUUGUUAGAAUACAAAACAAGCGUUUUAAAGUACUUAAGUUACAAAGCAAAAAAGGCAAGGUCACACUGCUUUUGUGGAUAUCAUAUGAAAUUUAUGAAAUAUAUGUGAUUGUUUUUUGGUCAGUUAGUUUGUGUAAGAAAAAGGCGUGUCUUAAAUGAAUCCAUAAUAAAGUACAAGGAUAUUUGAAAGACGAUGUAUGGAAAAAUGUGUUAAACUUGCAAUGUGUUAAAGAAUGUGCCCACUUUAAUGUGUCUUUAUUUUCUAUUUCACUUGCAUUAACUUCGGUUUUGUUUUCCUGUUGCCUCGGAUCUGACCAUAAAACUGGUAAUUUAUUGUAGAAAAACCAUAUAAAAUAUAGAAUUUAAUUAAAAGCAAAAAUACUAUCAUUGAAUGUGUAGAAAGGUGGAAGAAAAUCUAAUUUGUGCAUUUAAGUCUGUACUUGUUUUAAAAAUUACUUUUGAAAACAUUUGUGGUCAGGAUUACAGAAGGGUGGAUCAAAAUGCACAAAAUCCUUUCUUGUAACUUAAGCUGCAUAAUCAUGUUGAUCUAUUAUAUAUUUUUAAAGAAUAUAUUUUUUGUUGUUACAUUAGACGUCUGAUGCACGCAGCGCAUUUUGUUUUAUUUUGAAAAUAUACUAAGUUGCCUUUUGUCAGAAAAGUCUAGUUACAUUCACUACUGUAGGAUGCAGCAGAAAAAAUAUUUCAUUCCACUUUGAAAGUCGGUUUAUGUCAAAAUGAUUGUGACUGUUCACCUAACACUAUUUCAUCAAUAAAAUAUGUUUAUAUCCACGGU
Oryzias latipes (Japanese medaka) is the source of this 1661-nucleotide messenger RNA. RefSeq names its product proline rich 13 (gene prr13). NCBI's taxonomy places the organism in Eukaryota, Metazoa, Chordata, Actinopteri, Beloniformes, Adrianichthyidae. The record is from RefSeq and is a predicted model, not a curated record.